AUGUGCAAUGGUCUCAGUUACGAUAGUGUUCAGAAGGUGAUUGAAGUGAAGGAAACAAUGGACAAAUUACAAGAAUUAAACUCAAAACACGAGGAAUUACCUCUUAUUAAAGGACUUCUAUAUUAUCAUGUGUUCUCUCCAAAUUGGUUUCUUAAACAGCUUCUCAAACGCCUUUGUGGAACAAAAUUAAAAGAACUAAUUAGUGGAGCUAGUUACAAAAAAUCGCUUGCUAGUCUUCAGAAGUACACAAAGGACACUAUGGAGUGGUAUUUCGCUAUGGCCAAGUUUGUAGGUGCAGAAGGAUGAUAUAACAACAGGCCGCGUUGAGAAUUAUUUUUUCAGUGUUAGGAUCUAUUUCUUCAACUUGAUCCAACGUUGCCUGGAAGGGGUUAUAAAUUAAAACCUUUAAAAAAUUAAUAAAAUUUUCUUUGACUUUUAAUUUG
Meloidogyne enterolobii is the source of this 443-nucleotide messenger RNA. The record is from the annotation of a GenBank genome assembly. Lineage: Eukaryota; Metazoa; Nematoda; Chromadorea; Rhabditida; Meloidogynidae.